This is a messenger RNA of Schistocerca americana (American grasshopper), 1309 nucleotides long. RefSeq names its product mitochondrial mRNA pseudouridine synthase RPUSD3-like. NCBI's taxonomy places the organism in Eukaryota, Metazoa, Arthropoda, Insecta, Orthoptera, Acrididae. Bases 233 to 1294 code for a protein of 353 amino acids. Gene Ontology annotation, biological process: pseudouridine synthesis. Gene Ontology annotation, molecular function: RNA binding; pseudouridine synthase activity. The record is from RefSeq and is a predicted model, not a curated record. The transcript has 5 exons.
GUUACCGCAAAUCAAAGUUUACCGCGAAUGUUAUGAAAGAAAUUAUGAGUGUGUGUUGUUAUUAUGUGUUUAGUGUUACGUCUUAGUGGAAUUUACUGAUCACUAGUGAAAGCCACGCAAAGGAGAGUUAGUAGUGCUGUGUUUUUUUAAAUGAGAGAAGAAACAGUUUCUGAUAGUUUUCUGUCUACCAGUUUACCAUCACCCGAUACUGUCAUUGUAAAGGAGAAGCACCAUGAUUGCUGUUAGGGAUGGUUAUAAGUUCAUCGGCACUCCACAUGGGAUAUUAUUGAGGCGUCUACGCGGACCAUUAGAAGAUUUUAAAGCAGCGAAGCAUGUCUACAGCCAGUUGUGCCCCUGGAACAACGUGCGAAGUUUUGUGGACCAUUUGCUGAAAAAUAUCUGUUAUAAUAGAGAUGGACUGGUAAUUCUUAACAAGCCUUAUGGCAUAAGUGUGAAACCACCAACUAAGAAAAAUUUUUUAUCAGAAUCAUAUCUGUUGAACACAGCAGUUGUGGGAGACUGCCAGGAAACUCUUUUAGAUGCCUUACCAUACAUCGCUGAAGAAUUGGGGUAUCGCUCCCUCAGUCCAGUAAAGACCCCUGGAAGGUAUGCUAGUGGAAUCACCAUUUUAUCAGCAGAUGAGAGUGUUGCUAAAAAUGUAAGGAAGUCAAUGAAUUAUGGCAAAGUACAGGACAAAGUGAUCUACAACUAUUGGUUGGUUGUAGUAGGGCAGCCCCAACCUGAUUCCGGCUCUGAGAACAUUGGUAUCACAUUGAAAAAAGGACCUGGACAAAAGGAAUCGCAGGUGAUUCUUGAGACAAAAUGGUCAAAGAAGUCCGUGAAACGUCAGGAAAUUUUUCCUACAUUUGUAGAGUACUCCACAUUGGAAAAGGGAUCUCUUUGUAGCCUGGUAGAAUUCAAAACAUCACGCACAAAAUGGCAUUUUAUUAGGAUUUACUCAGCAUAUUUGUUGAGUCCAGUGUUAGGAGACCACCUUUAUGGCGGAAGAGUGCAGCAUGUUCUUGGUAUACCUGUAGCUAUAAGUCCCUACAGUGAUCACGCAAAGUUGCCUCAGAGGUUAAGUAAACAGUUAGUUGCUGCCCUGGAGCUAAAACCUGGUGAAGAUCUGAUUAUACCAGCACACAUUCACUUUAAAAGCUUGAUUUUAAGAAGUUAUGAAGGCAAAAACAAUGAUCUGAUAAUUGAUGCCCCUCCUCCAGACUAUUUUUUGUGGUCUUGUAAAAAAUUAAUGCUAGAGAGAGCAUGUACAAGCAAAAUAAAUUUUACAAUAUAACAUCUUGCAAAAAUU